AUGAUCCUUGUUGGCGGGGGGGGGGGGGCAGUAGGGAGUGUGAUUGUAGCCGGAGGGUUGCUGGUUCAUGUCCCUGUACGGAAGGUGCACUGGUGGCAGGAGAGGAGCCGGUUUACCUCCUGGGCACUACCCGGGGAUCUGGAGCAAGGCACCGAACCCCCACCUGCUCCGGGCUCUGAGGACUCUGUGGUGGAGUCAGAGUGUCGGGACCGGUACCUCUGGAUCCACGUCCGCUCGGCCCAGACUCCUCGCUUCCAGGUCAAAGAUGGAAGUGGCGUCCACGCUCUCAUCGAGCCGCUGGCGUCCCGCUGCGGUUACACCAUCAGCACCUUCAGGAUGGACGGCUUCACCACCUUCAGGGCUUCGUACUACUCCUGCUUCACCCAGAACCAGAACGACGAGGUGUUCACCUUCAGCUUCAACGUGUUCGUGAGCGACGCUGGGGGAACGUGGACCAGCCGGCCGGUCUCUGCCGUCUGUUCUGGUCUGACCUGGACUCACAGAGAGGUCAUCUGCGAGGAGGACUACAUGGAGAGAGUCGUCGUGUGGAGGUCAGCGGGGGGGGACAGUGGAGAGAUGUGGCACGCGGCCUUUUCUCAGGCGCAGAGGACGGCGAGUUCUGUGUGGCAGCUGAUGUUCCUGCAGAGUGAUGGACGGGUGUCUUCCAUGUCCAUCAGUGAAGCCCAGCGGGGGGGCUACAGCCUGGUGGCGGGCGCCCAGAGGGUGGCGCUCCGCUCGCCGUACAAACAGCCGCAUGCCGAGCUGAGCACGGUGGAAGGCGUCCCUGUGGAGGUGCUCCGGGUUUCUCUGUUCUUUAAAAAGAAGCUGACGGUGAUGAUGAUCGACGUGUCCAUGGCCUGCACAGUCAAUUCGGGUUCUUUUGACGGCGCCCGGCUGCUGUGGGACGUCCCGCGGGUCAUGACCCCGCUGGUCGAUGAGGGAGCAGUGUUUGAAAGCCGGACCCUCGGCCUGGGGCUGGAGGGGGUUCUUCUGGACGAACGCACCGCCACAACCAAAGGAUUCAGCGUGGUCAAACGAGGCCCGUUGAUCCAGAUCGGAGUUCCUUUCGGGGCGGAGGGCGGCUACAGAAAGAGUUGGGUGGUGAACAACGUGUACAAGGAGACGUACGUGAUCUUCCUGCUCUACCAACACGUCUUCUCUCUGCUGUACGAAGACGGGAGCAGCAUCGACACCAGGCACCGCAUGCUCCGAGUCCUCGACACGCCGCUGCUCUGCCGUCCACCCUUCCACCUGGACAAGACCGUAAGCGAUGACCGCGUGUUCAGCGUCUACCUGGGGAACAUCCCGGCUGAUGUGACGAUGGAGGACGUCCAUAUCAACGGUAACCAGAUGGAGAUGACACAGAGCACCAAGGGGGGCUUCAGCAUCCGUCCCGUCCUUCACGCCAACGGCAGCCGGGCCUACGAACUUCGGCUGCCCUUCCAGAACCCGGCCGUCCGCUGGACGUACGUGGGUCAGGGUGUGGUGCAGUACUCCAUCGAUGUCAACUACACACUUACCAUCGUGCCUCAGAAAGACUCGUACUACCACCUCACGUCCAUCAAGGCACAAGCAUUAAACAUGUUUCCUCCAGAGAUCACGGCUCAGUGUUCGGACGGAGGAAUCACCUUCACCGUGGUCGUACCGCCACACGCAGAGAGUAUCUGGGAGGUGGGCGUCGGCCACGAGCCUCUGACCUCACAACUGGCCGCCCAAAGAGGGUACCGCCUUCACAGAGACUCCUUCAGGACCACGCUGGAAAUCCCGGUGUUCUCCGUCGGAUACACCUACGACGAUGUCACACUGUCAAACUUUUACGGGACAUUUCGGCUUCUUCUGAGAGACUCCAAAACGUUAGAGGUCCAGACAUCCACCUCCAAACGCUGCAUCUUCAAGACCGAGGACAUGAUAGUUUGCUCAGCAGACGGGACCAUGGCGGUGGUCACCACGCCCACCUCCACCUGGCCCUCAGUGCACCCGGACACCACCACGCUGCUGGACCCCAGCUGCAAGCCCAGAGAGACGGACGCAGCCAGAGUCCUGUUUGUCUUCAAGUUGGACUCCUGCGGGACUAGAGCUCUGGCCGCGGAGUCCUACAUGGUUUAUGAGAACGAGAUCGUCCACGACAGACAGCUGAUCUCAGACGGACCGAACCUGAUCUCCAGGGAGUCCCAGUUCAAGUUGACGGUGCGGUGCUUCUAUCCACUCGGCGGGGUCAACAGACUGUCUGUUAAUCGAUCCUUCAAAUCAGAGACACCGGGAUUUGGUUCAGUGAAAGUCUUCAAGAGCCUCAAAGGUUCCAGUCCAGCAGAUCCAGUCCCUGCCGAAGACUGUUCACGUCAGGUUUCUGGGAACAUCCCGAGUAACAAGGUCAACCAAGCAGGGGGGGUCCUGCCUCUCUCAGGCCACUGGCCUAGGCCCAAACCUGGACCCAGCCACUUCAUCACAGUACCAGGAGCACCCAACAAGCUGCUCUCAGUCUCCCAAAAGCUCACGAACUCUCAUCUUUCUCCUUCUCAAAUCAUCGGUACCCAGCAAGUCCCAGGUUGGGGAGAGUUGGACAGUGGUCUGGGAAGAUCUGAUCCCACUGGGACACCCCAGGGUGCAAAGGCAUCGGUUAGUGUCUGGCACUCUAGCCUAUCGGGGGACAAGCUUACUCAGGGCCCCGGCGGCAUCAUUAAGCCACAUGAAGACCAGCAGAGUCUGAAGCGUUCUCCUGGCGUGCCAGACAGGACGUGGCAAUACAAGAAACACUGGAUCCGAGUCUCUCAGCUGCAGGACAGGAAGUGCCUGAUCGCAGAACUACCCAACGUUGACACCAAGCACCCCGGCGCCGCCAACACACCGGCGUCUGAACCGGCAUCUGCUGCAACCGGCCAGGUUGACCCAAACCCGGAAGGAUCAGGAACCGUUGAACGGAGGGAGACGGAUCGGUCACGAGUGCAGACCAUCAGAGUCAAACCUCCGAGCAGUUUUUUCCCUUCUGGACUUCAGUUCAACCAACAGGAAGUGGGUCCUCUGUACCCCAACCAGCAGAAACGGGUCCAGUCUAUAUCUGAAAACCAGAAACGGGGAAGGACAGGAAUCUUCUCCAAGAAACGUCCCUCAGACAGGUAG
Etheostoma spectabile (orangethroat darter) is the source of this 3117-nucleotide messenger RNA. RefSeq lists its product as uncharacterized. The transcript is spliced from 19 exons. NCBI's taxonomy places the organism in Eukaryota, Metazoa, Chordata, Actinopteri, Perciformes, Percidae. Bases 1 to 3117 code for a protein of 1038 amino acids. The record is from RefSeq and is a predicted model, not a curated record.